Messenger RNA from Prosopis cineraria, 1658 nucleotides. RefSeq names its product serine acetyltransferase 1, chloroplastic-like. Gene Ontology annotation, cellular component: cytosol; cytoplasm. The coding region runs from base 37 to 1242 and encodes 401 amino acids. The transcript has a single exon. Gene Ontology annotation, molecular function: L-serine O-acetyltransferase activity. The record is from RefSeq and is a predicted model, not a curated record. NCBI's taxonomy places the organism in Eukaryota, Viridiplantae, Streptophyta, Magnoliopsida, Fabales, Fabaceae.
CUUAAACUUCUCGUUCCCGGAAAUCUCGAUUCUCCCAUGAGAAUUCUCAGCACACGCCGUUCUCGUACUUCCGCCUUAUAUAAUCGCAACACUCUUUCUUCCAUUUCAAUUCCAUUUCCAAUUCAAUUCUCUUCUCUCUUUCUCUUCCACUCUCUUUCUUCACAUCUCACUCUAUCGCCUUCAAUGGCUACUUGUGUUGGCACUUCGACGGCGCGCAUAAACGAUUCCGACCCACUUUCUCGGAAUCCAGACAGGGACGGCCAGACCAUCGAUUAUUCCUUCAACUAUGUGAAAUUCUGCCGACCCACUUUCUCUGAUCGUUCUCCGGUCGUGCCCUUUUCCGUGAACGGUGUCAAUAGCUUACACACGCGGACGGCGCCGGAGGAACUUCACCGGCAGGAUGAAGAAGAAGGGGAGGAGGAGCGGGAGGAGGAUGAUCUCUGGGCGAAGAUGCAAGAGGAAGCAAGAUUAGAUGUCGAACAAGAGCCGAUUCUGUCUUCCUAUUUCCAUGCUUCGAUUCUGUCUCACCAGUCGUUGGAAUCCGCGUUGGCGAAUCAUCUCUCCCUCAAAUUGUGCAGCUCAAGUCUUCCCAAUGGAACCCUAAUCGACCCCUUCGUCUCCACUCUUACUGAAAAUGAAGAAAUCAUGGAAGCCGUGAAGUACGACCUGAGAGCCGUGAAAGAACGAGACCCAGCUUGCAUAAGUUAUGUCCAUUGCUUCCUAAACUUCAAAGGCUUUCUUGCUUGCCAAGCUCACAGAAUAGCUCACCAAUUAUGGUCUCAGGGAAGAAACGUGUUGGCCCUUGUGAUUCAGAACAGAGUUUCUGAGGUAUUCGCUGUGGAUAUCCAUCCAGGAGCAAAAAUUGGAAGAGGAAUUUUACUGGAUCACGCAACAGGAUUAGUGGUAGGAGAAACGGCAGCGAUAGGGAACAAUGUGUCAAUUCUGCAUAAUGUGACAUUGGGAGGAACUGGGAAAGCUUCAGGAGAUAGACAUCCCAAGAUUGGUAAUGGGGUUCUUAUAGGUGCAGGGACUUGCAUUCUGGGGAAUAUAAAGAUUGGAGAUGGAGCUAAGAUCGGUGCUGGUUCUGUGGUUCUGAAGGAUGUUCCUCCAAUGACUACUGCAGUUGGAAAUCCAGCAAGAUUGGUAGGAGGGAAGGUUAAUCCUGUGAGGCUGGACAAGAUUCCAAGCUUCACAAUGGAUCAUACUUCACAUAUUUCUGAGUGGCCUGAUCAUGUUAUUUAGAUGAUACUGGUUGCUAGUCCUCAAUUGUAUGGCUACAGGGUUAUCAUUGCUACUAUUAAUAUAGGCAUUUAUCUCAUGAGUAGGAAUCUAAAUCUUGAUUUUUCAUGUUAUGAAUAACUAGCCCUUCCGUUGUACCAAAACCCUGCUGGUGGUAUUGUUACUGUUAUUAUUAUUGGGCUAAUAUACAAGAGAGCUAUUGUUUAUCUAUUAGGGUGAUGGUACUGUGGGAUUCUCUGUUUGUUUGUUUGAUAAGUGAGAAUGCAUGUUCUCCUGGAAGUAAGCAGAGAGCCCUUGAGAGCUUGGUGCUAAAAAUAAGAGCAGGUUCAUGAUUUUGAUUUUUGAUAUGUAAUAGAGUAUGUUGUAAGGUACAAGGACUUCCCUUUAUGUUAUGCAAUAUAUGAAUUUUGCUGCUGUUA